AUGGCAAGCUCUAGUAUAUGUUGUCAAAAAAAACGAAAGAUUAAAAGUACCAAUAGUAAUGCAAAGCGAUUUCAAUACAAAAAAGGUAGUUAUAAAUGUAGAUGUACAUGUGAUACUGAUAAAGAUGAUGACUUAGUAACAAAUAGUGGAACGUGCAAGGAUGAUGGUUCAACGACAGAUAACGAUACAGAUGAAGAUGGUCAAUCUGAUAGUGACACUAGUGACAAUACCAGUUCAGCAACGGAUAACGAUGCUAAUGAUGAUGACGAUGAAGAUAAUUCAGAAACAGAUGUUGAUUCAAUAACAACAAGCGAUACUGAUGAAGAUGACGAUAGCUAUUAA
Messenger RNA from Didymodactylos carnosus, 342 nucleotides. Lineage: Eukaryota; Metazoa; Rotifera; Eurotatoria; Philodinida; Philodinidae. The record is from the annotation of a GenBank genome assembly.